Gymnogyps californianus (California condor) is the source of this 1963-nucleotide messenger RNA. Its product is annotated as acid-sensing ion channel 2. The coding region runs from base 16 to 1563 and encodes 515 amino acids. Gene Ontology annotation, biological process: sodium ion transmembrane transport. Lineage: Eukaryota; Metazoa; Chordata; Aves; Accipitriformes; Cathartidae. The record is from RefSeq and is a predicted model, not a curated record. Gene Ontology annotation, cellular component: membrane. The transcript is spliced from 11 exons. Gene Ontology annotation, molecular function: ligand-gated sodium channel activity.
AACUAAGUAUCCCUGAUGGAUCUGAAGGACAGCACCAGUGAGGGCAGCAUGGGCAGCCUGCAGCCUUCCAGCAUCCAGAUUUUUGCCAACACCUCCACGCUCCACGGGAUCCGUCACGUCUUCGUCUACGGGCCAGUGACCAUCCGGCGCCUGCUUUGGACCUUGGCCUUUGUGGGCUCGCUGGGUCUCCUCCUGGUUGAGAGUUCAGACCGGGUGGCUUUCUACUUCUCCUACCAGCACGUCACCAAAGUGGACGAGGUCGUGGCAAACAGCCUGGUCUUCCCCGCUGUCACCAUCUGUAACCUCAACGAGUUUCGCUUUUCCCGGCUCACCACCAAUGACCUGUACCACGCUGGGGAGCUCCUGGCUCUGCUUGAUGUCAACCUGCAGAUCCCCAACCCUCACCUGGCUGACCCGGCCGUCUUAGCCAUCCUCCAAGAGAAGGCCAACUUUAAGCAGUAUAAACCAAAAGUUUUCAACAUGCAGGAGUUCCUGGCACGGGUUGGCCACGACCUGAAGGAUAUGAUGCUGUACUGCAAAUUCAAAGGCCAAGAGUGCAGCCCUGAGGACUUCAAAACUGUGUUUACAAAAUAUGGGAAAUGCUACAUGUUUAACUCAGGAGAAGAAGGACGGCCUCUUCUUACCACGGUUAAGGGUGGGACAGGCAAUGGACUGGAAAUCAUGCUAGACAUACAGCAGGAUGAAUAUUUGCCAAUAUGGGGAGAAACAGAGGAGACAACGUUCGAGGCUGGAGUCAAAGUCCAGAUCCACAGCCAGUCCGAGCCACCCUUUGUCCAGGAGCUGGGGUUUGGGGUGGCCCCUGGAUUCCAGACCUUUGUGGCCACCCAAGAGCAAAGGCUGACGUACCUGCCUCCGCCGUGGGGUGAAUGUCGCUCGUCGGAUAUGGGCUUAGACUUCUUUCCCGUUUACAGUAUCACGGCUUGCAGGAUCGACUGCGAGACCCGGUAUAUUGUGGAAAACUGCAACUGCAAAAUGGUUCACAUGCCAGGGGAUGCUCCCUUCUGUACCCCGGAGCAGUAUAAGGAAUGCGCAGAGCCUGCGCUCGGUUUGCUUGCUGAAAAGGACAGCAAUUACUGCAUCUGCAGAACACCCUGUAACCUGACCAGAUACAACAAAGAGCUCUCCAUGGUCAAGAUCCCCAGCAAGACCUCGGCCAAGUACCUGGAGAAGAAGUUCAACAAGUCGGAAAAAUAUAUCUCAGAGAAUAUUCUUGUGCUGGACAUAUUUUUUGAAGCACUCAACUAUGAGACAAUUGAGCAGAAGAAAGCCUAUGAAGUGGCAGCCUUACUUGGUGACAUUGGAGGCCAGAUGGGGCUAUUUAUCGGUGCUAGCAUCCUCACUAUACUAGAGCUCUUCGAUUAUAUAUAUGAGCUGAUCAAGGAGAAAUUAUUAGACCUACUUGGAAAGGAGGAAGAGGAAGGGAGCCAUGAUGAAAACGUGAGCACUUGCGACCCCAUGCCAAAUCAUUCGGAAACCAUCAGCCACACUGUGAACGUGCCGCUGCAGGCCACCCUGGGAACGCUGGAGGAGAUCGCCUGCUGACACCGUCCGACCGCUCCACAGUGCCAACACCUAAGGAAGGAAAACUGCACAGGAAAGCAGAGACCGAGCUCAGUCUCUGAUUUUCACUACAAGAAGGAACUCGCGGGCCCAGCCAUCCCCUGAAAUCACCAUUACUAACGUCGUAGGCUGAAUUAGAAUAAAGAAACAAAAAGUCGCAGCUCUUGGAUUCUUCUUACGUUCUUGUCCUUCGUGUCAGUCUGUGAUGAAUCUUAAGCUAAGCCGGGUCCCCCGAGGCCGGGCCACCGCCGGGGCUCCUCAGCGCUACCAGUCACCCCAAGGUGAGCAUCCCUGGAGAGGGGCCGGACCGGGUGGCUCUCGGUGGAUCGUCCCCCCCGGCUGCUGUGUCAUGCUCCUCCAUCUGCAGUGCCUGGAUAGUCCG